CGCGACGGGAGGCGCGAUUCGAGAACGGAAAAGAAACCGCUUCGUGUCGGCUUCGCGCGCGCCGGAGAGGCGAAGGGCUCGCGCGCGCGUACCCAGACGGAGCGCGCGCACGUUGGCAGCGCGUGUUUUGACGCAUUGUCAAAGUGGUAAAUUGCCUGCUCGGUGUUCGCGCUGGGGGACGAGGCACACCGUGUUCCGCGAUUUUCGUGCGAGACAACGCGGGGGAAUCGUUGUCAACGAGCGAUGGAGGCCGGCGCGAGCACGGGCACUCGCACGACGCGUUUUAUGAUGGAGGGCGUCGGCGCCCGAGUGAUACGUGGCCCGGAAUGGAAAUGGGGGAAGCAGGACGGCGGAGAAGGCCACGUGGGUACAGUUAGGAACUUUGAAUCGCCUGAGGAGGUCGUAGUCGUCUGGGACAACGGCACAGCAGCCAAUUAUCGAUGUUCAGGAGCCUUCGAUCUGCGUAUACUGGAUUCUGCGCCGACGGGAGUGAAGCACGACGGCACGAUGUGCGACACGUGUCGCCAGCAGCCUAUCUUUGGGAUAAGAUGGAAGUGCGCCGAGUGCGGCAACUACGAUCUUUGCUCCAUUUGCUACCACGGAGAUAAACAUCACCUGCGACACAGAUUCUUCCGCAUCGCUACGCCAGGGAGUGAAAGGGUCUUGCUGGAACCUCGUAGGAAGAGCAAGAAGAUCGCAAUUCGUGGUAUAUUCCCUGGCGCGAGAGUCGUACGAGGUGUGGAUUGGCAGUGGGAAGAUCAGGAUGGUGGAAACGGCCGUCGGGGGAAAGUUAACGAGAUACAAGACUGGUCCGCAGCUAGUCCACGUUCAGCGGCUUACGUCAUUUGGGAUAAUGGCGCUAAAAAUUUGUACAGAGUCGGCUUUGAAGGAAUGGCUGAUUUGAAAGUGGUCAAUGAUGCAAAGGGACAAACUGUGUAUAGAGACCAUUUGCCAUUGUUGGGUGAGCAAGGUCCAGGUCGAACGGGACCUCACGGUCUGCAAAUUGGUGAUCAGGUUAAUGUCGAUUUGGAAUUAGAAAUUGUACAGUCACUACAGCAUGGUCACGGAGGCUGGACGGAUGGCAUGUUCGAGUGCCUUGGCACUACCGGUACGGUCGUCGGCAUCGAUGAAGAUCAUGACAUUGUUGUCUCUUAUCCAAGUGGUAAUCGAUGGACCUUCAAUCCUGCUGUUCUCACUAAAGUCCAGAUACCCGUUCCUGUUACUAGUUCUGACAAUCAGACAUUUGCUGUCGGGGAUUUGGUGCAGAUUUGCCAUGAUAUAGAAAAAAUUAAAUUACUCCAGCGUGGUCAUGGCGAAUGGGCCGAGGCAAUGGCUCCGACCUUGGGAAAAAUAGGUAGAGUACAGCAAAUAUAUCAUGACGGAGACUUAAAAGUGGAAGUCUGUAGUACAUCCUGGACGUAUAAUCCUCAAGCUGUCACGAAAGUUGCGAGCAGCGACGGAAGUGUUCCAGGGAACAGCAGUGGUGAGCGCUUGUCAGCGUUAUUAAAGAAGUUAUUCGAGACACACGUCUCCGGUGAUGUCAAUGAAGAGUUAGUAAAGACUGCAGCGAAUGGCGACGCCUCUAAAUGUGAAGAAUGCUUGAAACGACCAGAGGCCGAUGUUAACGGUGUAUUCGCCGGCCACACCGCCUUGCAAGCUGCGAGUCAAAACGGUCAUUUAGAAGUGAUUAAAAUACUUCUACGGUUCAGCGCGGAUGUGGAAAUGGAAGACAAAGAUGGUGAUAGAGCCGUACAUCACGCUGCUUUUGGAGAUGAGCCAGGUGUUAUGGCGCUUCUCGCUGCUGCCGGCGCCGAUCUGAACGCUCGAAAUAAGAGACGCCAGACAGCUCUUCAUAUCGCCGUUAAUAAAGGACACGCUGGCGUUGUGCGAACUUUGCUGGAAUUAGGCUGCCAUCCGAGUCUACAGGACUCCGAAGGCGACACACCCCUUCACGACGCGAUCUCUAAGAAACGGGAUGACAUGUUGGCUCUGUUGUUGGACCACGCCGCAGACAUCACCCUCACCAACAACAAUGGCUUCAACGCUCUGCACCACGCUGCUCUUCGUGGCAACCCAAGCGCGAUGCGGGUGCUGCUGUCGAAAUUACCGCGGCCCUGGAUCGUCGACGAGAAGAAAGACGACGGCUACACGGCCCUUCACUUGGCUGCCCUUAACAAUCACGUGGAGGUCGCGGAGCAACUGGCGCGCGCCGGAAAGGCCGAUCUGGACCUGCAGAACGUGAACCUGCAGACCGCCCUGCAUCUCGCGGUCGAGCGACAGCACACGCAGAUCGUCCGGCUGCUGGUGCGCGAGGGCGCGAAUCUGAACGUCGCCGAUAAGGACGGGGACACGCCUCUGCACGAGGCCCUGCGCCAUCACACGCUGUCGCAGUUGCGGCAGCUGCAGGACGUGCAGGACGUCGGGCGGCUGCUGAUGGGCCUGGGCACUCAGGGCCAGGACAAGAAGAGCAGCUCCUUCAUCGCGUGCUUCCUCGCUGCGCACGGCGCCGACCUGGAGCUGAAGAACAAGAAGGGCCAGACGCCCUUGGACCUCUGCCCGGAUCCGAAUCUCUGCAAGACUCUCACCACCUGUCACAAGGACAAGGAGUCACACGACAUCGAAGCCAUCGUCCCGUCGGCGGCGAUCGACGAGUGUCUCGUAUGCUCCGACGGCAAGCGAGAGAUGCUGUUCAGUCCCUGCGGGCACGUGGCUUGUUGCAACGCCUGUGCACCGAGGGUGAAGAAAUGUCUGAUUUGUCGUGAGAACGUUCUCUCUCGAGUGAAGAUCGAAGAAUGCGUGGUGUGUUCGGAUCGCAAGGCGGGCAUGCUGUUCCGCCCGUGCGGACACAUGUGCGCCUGCGAGAGCUGCGCGGCCCUGAUGAAGAAGUGCGUGCAAUGCCGUGCCCAGAUACUGCACAUGGUGCCGCUCUCGGUCUGCUGCGGCGGCGGCGGUGAUGUCACCUACGUGAAGGGAUGCAACACCUCAGGAACAAUAUCCGAAGUCAAGGCGGAUCCCGAGGAAGAGCCGACGCCCUCGAACAACACCGUGGCUGGGGAAGCUCUCCUAAUGAACAACGGCAGCCGAGAUACUUCCCACAGCGACAUACAAAAACUACAGCAGCAAUUGCAGGACAUCAAGGAGCAGACCAUGUGCCCGGUUUGUCUGGACCGCCUGAAAAACAUGAUCUUCCUGUGCGGACACGGCACUUGCCAAAUGUGCGGCGACCGGAUGUCGGAGUGUCCGAUAUGUCGCAAGGCGGUGGACAAACGUAUUCUACUCUACUAAAAAUACAAGACUGUCACCGGCCGCGCUGCGCGCUGAAAUUCUCCGAGAGCGAUUGUACGGACGAAUUAUAAUCCACAACGAUUCACGACAUUUCGCGAGAGAGGAAACGCUUCCUCCUAAGCCCCGUUUAUUUCUGACAGCAGCAUCGCAAAGCAACGUUGUUUUACGAAUCAUGAUAUUCAAUGGCAUAGCAUUGAAGAAUAGAUAUUAAAUAUUCCCCCUGCUAGCUGCGAUGGUUUAUAGAUAGAAAUGUAAGUUGGUUAAUCAAUGACCGCGAUAAGUGCGCACAAUUAUUAUUUAUUAAUCAUAUCUUUAAUGAGAAAAACUCGUUGCACGAUAGAUAACAUGUUGAAGUUGCGUUCGCACUUAGCCGUACGGUUAUUAAUACGUAGGUCUAACAUAUUUCCAAUAAGCUUCCUGUAAAACCUUUAUUUACCAUAUACAAAUACUGUCGCCUUUCUGCAUGAUAAAAGAUUCAGAAAAUGCUCAGUAGACAUUAAAAGGUUCUUCCGAUUAUCUAUUAUCAAUAGGAAUAAUGAUUUUAUAUCUCUCUCGAGCUUGAAUGAUUUCCAUACAUACACACAUAGAUUGCCAAAAUUGGGAAUAAGUAAAAAGGAUCGCAUUUGAAUUGUUUGUUUUUUUUCCAAGUAUUAAAAUUUAUCACAAGAUGAUUUAUCGUUGUUGAUUAACUAUUAUAAGCUGCCAAUAUAUAUAAUGUUACAGAAAUUGUUAAAAAAAUAUUUUCGGUACAGUACAAUGGCUGGUCUACAUCGGCAAGGUAAUGAAGCUAUAUUCAAUUUCUUUUCUCAACUUAAAAAUUUGUAUAUUAUUUUAUUGAAUGUAUUAUAUUAAU
Vollenhovia emeryi is the source of this 4138-nucleotide messenger RNA. RefSeq names its product E3 ubiquitin-protein ligase MIB1 (gene mib1). Gene Ontology annotation, molecular function: protein binding; ubiquitin-protein transferase activity; zinc ion binding. Bases 244 to 3285 code for a protein of 1013 amino acids. Gene Ontology annotation, biological process: protein ubiquitination. The transcript has 15 exons. Lineage: Eukaryota; Metazoa; Arthropoda; Insecta; Hymenoptera; Formicidae. Gene Ontology annotation, cellular component: cytoplasm. The record is from RefSeq and is a predicted model, not a curated record.